Molecule: messenger RNA, 2350 nt
Organism: Trichobilharzia regenti
Lineage: Eukaryota; Metazoa; Platyhelminthes; Trematoda; Strigeidida; Schistosomatidae
Source: the annotation of a GenBank genome assembly
UGUUUUAAUCAUUUCGUGGUGAGGUCAUAUCCGUUGGCCAUACUGCUAGUUUAUCCUCUCGGUUUCCGUGAUUAAGUUGAUGAUGGGAAGACGCAAUUCCGAGAAUAAUGACCGUCGAACUGAACAAUUCCGCAAACUGUUUAUAGGAGGUCUGACUCCUCUCACUACAGAAGCCAAGUUGAAGGACUUUUACUCACAAUGGGGAGAGAUUGUAGACGUAGUGGUGAUGAAAGAUGGUCGUACAAAUCGUUCUAGAGGUUUUGGAUUUAUAACAUACAAGGAACCAGAGAUGGUGGAUGCUGCCCAAGCUAACAGGCCACAUGAGAUUGAUGGCAAGACAGUGGAGGCUAAACGAGCUAUGCCACGUGAAGAUUCCAACAGUCCUGAGUCUCAUAUGACGGUGACUAAACUCUUCGUUGGAGGCUUAAAGAAGGAUGUAACGCAAGAGGAACUGCGCGAAUACUUCAGCAAGUAUGGCAAUAUUACCGAGUGUGAGGUGGUAUCCUGGAAGGAAACAGGCGAGUCGCGUGGCUUCGGCUUCGUCACGUUCGAUGACUACGACCCUGUUGACAAGGCUAUCUUGUACAAGCCCCAUCACAUAGGCUCCAGCAGAGCAGAUGUCAAGAAAGCCCUCAGUAAAGAGCAAAUCAAUACGAUGAAAAAGAAGCAGGAGUCCAGGAAUGAGUAUAAUAACAACUAUGGUGGCGGUGGCUAUGGCCCAAUGGGUGGUGGUGGCUACGGCGGGUACGAAGGAGGCUAUGGAGGAUCUUAUGGAGGUGGUCCUUAUGGUGGAUAUGGUGCUAAUGGCGGAGGUGGUGGUGGCUACGGUGGCGGUGGUUAUGGAGGCGGCUGGGGUCACAACCACAUGAAUGGGGACGGUCCAGGUUGGGGUCAAGGAGGAAUGGGUGAUGGAUUUGGUCACUACGGAAACCAGCAGAACUAUGCCGGCGGUCCGAUGCGAGGCGGCCCACCGGGUGGAGGUUACCAACGGAAUGCUCCCUACGGAGGGGGCUAUGGCCGUCGUUAGUCUCACACAGGUAAGGAUUUUCUAGUAUGAGCAUGUUUUCAACGUCUAAUUACUUCUUCGUAUCCGUUGCAGGGUUAGUAUGGCCUCAACAGUUUGGUCUAGGCAGUUCUACUAGCAGAGGAGACAGAGUUGUCCUAGCGCCCUCAGGUUCUAGGUCAGCCAGCAGAAAGUCGACAGCCUGUCUAUAGCUGAAGAGGCCAGGGAUCCCAUUAUUCACCGUGUAUAUAUAUCUCUACUGUUAACUGUUAAUUUUCACUGCAUGUGCAAUCGAGCGUUCUUUUUAACUGUCAUGUCCAUCGCGAGUUAGCAUCCAAUUGAGAGUGACUUUUAUCUUUAAGUGUAAAGUUUCGUAUCAUAUAUGCAUAAGCCCAUGCAGCAUCAUUUUUUAACCAAGCUUUGUCACUAGUAUUGAAGGAAAUAAAAGUGUUGAAGCCAGUUAGUCUUUUGAGUUAUGAGUUUUAUCGAUAGCAGUGAGGGAGACAUGAUUACUGGGCGGAAGACAAGGUUGACUUGGUAGGUCUUCCAGCCCCCUGUUUAAGUGAGCCUGUCUUUGCACAAGGCUCCCCUAAGGACAAGGGUCAGAAGGUAACACUGGGGCUUGUUCCAGUGCUAGAUCUAAUUGUUGCGUAUACUGGGUCCAGGGAGCAUAUAGCAGGACUGAAGGUCAGGGUAACAAUUCACUUUGUUCACAAUUUUUGAGUGGUUUUGCAGAUCUCCUCGCCGUGCACCCUGGAGGAUUCUAAACCCGUCCGCGACAUGGAACGCAACGAAUUUGGCAGCUCCUGCACUUGUAUGACUGCCAACAACAACAAGUCAGAAUGGGAAAAGCAAGAUAGAUAUCAUCAUUACGUCAAAAUCAGUGAGAAAAUCUACUGUACUUUUGGCAUAUGAAACAAGAUCCGGAUCUUCAACACUAUACGCCAAUCAUGUCGGUGCUUCUAAUUUUUUUUUAGACACUUGGCGUGUGUGUAUGUAACUAAAAUCAUUCCCAACAGAUCUGUGCAAAUUUUCACCAAUAGCUGUCUCUGCUCAAUAUCGAAGACUAAUUGGUUAGUCGACCAGAGAGGACAAGCAAUACGAAACUCUGACAGUGCAGGGAACCAUCACAUGCCAGAUAGACCUUCAAAUGGAACCUGAAUGGAAAUGAUAACUUGGAGGAAAAUUUUGAAGGUGUAAAGAUGAAGAAAUAAAAACUUGUAGAGAGUCAAAUGACAAGCUGAAAAUGACGACAGAGAGCAGAAGACGUUCAAGUUGUGCUUCUGAAGUCGUGUGUUCCAUGUUUCUGAUUCUGAAAAAUAUAUCAACAUAUUCUGAAUGAUCAAA